Molecule: messenger RNA, 783 nt
Organism: Loxodonta africana (African savanna elephant)
Lineage: Eukaryota; Metazoa; Chordata; Mammalia; Proboscidea; Elephantidae
Gene: CACNG6
Product: calcium voltage-gated channel auxiliary subunit gamma 6
Exons: 4
Coding region: 1-783 (260 amino acids)
Biological process (GO): regulation of calcium ion transmembrane transport via high voltage-gated calcium channel; calcium ion transport
Cellular component (GO): membrane; L-type voltage-gated calcium channel complex
Molecular function (GO): calcium channel regulator activity
Source: RefSeq, a predicted model, not a curated record
AUGAUGUGGCCCAACUUCUUCUUGCAAGAGGAGGACCGGCGGCGCGGGGCGGCGGGCCGGCGGCAGGCCCGUGGGCAGCAGGGUGCCAAGAUGACCCCAGAGCAUGAGGGGAAGAUCAAGCUGGCACUACUGCUGGCCACCGUGGGCGUCACACUGGCCGUGCUGGCUGUGGGCACUGAGUUCUGGGUGGAACUCAACACCUACAAGGCCAAUGACAGUGCCAUCUGUGACGCCGCCCACCUGGGGCUGUGGAAGGUGUGCACCAAGCACCUGUGGCAGGCCGACGUGCCCCCGGGCAGGGACACCUGCGGCCCCGUGGAGCUGCCUGGAGAAGCAAACUGCACCUACUUUAAAUUCUUUACAACGGGCCAGAAUGCACACAUCUUCCAGAGAACCACAAAGAAAGAGGUUAAUCUGGCAGCUGCAGUGAUAGCAGUGCUGGGCCUGACAAUCAUGGCCCUGGGGUACCUCUGUAUCAUCAUGGUGCUCAGCAAAGGUGCAGAGUUCCUGCUCCGAGUUGGAGCCAUCUGUUUUGGCCUCUCAGGCCUCCUACUUCUGGUGAGCGUGGAGGUGUUCCGGCAUUCCGUGCAAGCCCUGCUCGAGAGAGUCAGCUCUGACCCUCCGCCGGCCCCGGCCCUGGCCUACGAAUACUCCUGGUCUCUGGACUGCGGAGUGGCAGCCGGCCUGAUCCUGAUGUUGGGGGGCGGCUGCUUCCUGCUGCUCACCCUGCCUUCCUGGCCCUGGGGGGGCCUCUGUCCCAAGCAGGGGCGCAGGGGCACCUAG